Molecule: messenger RNA, 597 nt
Organism: Histoplasma capsulatum G186AR
Lineage: Eukaryota; Fungi; Ascomycota; Eurotiomycetes; Onygenales; Ajellomycetaceae
Exons: 3
Coding region: 1-597 (198 amino acids)
Source: RefSeq, a predicted model, not a curated record
AUGUCGUCCAAGGGGGUAUGGAAAAGAGUCGCCAUAUCAGAACCAGGACGAGCACCACUCCAUAUAUCCACAAUCCACCAGCGUCGGAAACCCUGGCGGCUGAUCCAGGCUGCGGCGUAUCGACCAAUACCGGCCGUACCGUACUGUCCUGUACGCUGUGGGCAGGAAUACCUGGGCCUGCUGCUGCGUCAAGGAUCCAGCGCCCAGCACACAGCGCCCAGCAACUUCAAGACUAAGGACAGGACUCAGCCGGUGCGUGGCCCCGAAUAUUUCCUGAGUGAGACCAAUGACGUGCGUCUCGCUGAGGCCAACCCCAGGAGAUGCUGUUGGUUCAGCCAAUCCCAGCCAAUCCCCCUCCCAGCGUGUACGAUGUUCCCCCUCGCUUCCUGGCCGUCCCGUCGUGAGAUGCCCUGGGCUGCGGAUCCCGCAUCGCAAACCUGGGCCGAUUUGGUGUUGGCGUGGAUCCUUACAGCAAUCCAGAAUGGUGUGUUUGGGCUACCUGCCGCCAGGGGGUUUCCUCUAGUAUCAUCUCUUACACAAGGUCGUCUGAUUACGAUCAAGUUACGUAUGGCACGAAAACAAAAAGGUUCUUUUUGA